Messenger RNA from Clarias gariepinus (North African catfish), 1683 nucleotides. It is a transcript of the gene neurod4, whose product is annotated as neuronal differentiation 4. The record is from RefSeq and is a predicted model, not a curated record. Gene Ontology annotation, molecular function: protein dimerization activity. Gene Ontology annotation, biological process: regulation of DNA-templated transcription; nervous system development. Bases 139 to 1194 code for a protein of 351 amino acids. NCBI's taxonomy places the organism in Eukaryota, Metazoa, Chordata, Actinopteri, Siluriformes, Clariidae. The transcript is spliced from 2 exons.
AGAGCUGAGGAAGAGCUGAGGAAGAGCUGAGGAUCUGUAACUGAGAGGGUUCAUAAAGACUGACCAGCUGAGAUUGCUUUUGGGAUUUUUUUUUCAAGACAUUUAUUGGAAGCUGUGUAAUAACCUGAACAGAUCACAAUGAUGACUAAAUCAUAUGGGAAACCUGGAGAUGUGACAGAGCUUGUCAGCUCUUUGGGCUGGAUCGAGGAAGACCUAAGCUCUCAAGAUGGAGAGCAGACACCGGAUAUUGUAGACCACUACGACAUGGACAGAAGGAAUAGCCGUGUCCCCAUGGAUCUUGGCAGUGAGGACAUGGAGGAGGAAGAGGAAGAGGAGGAGGGAGAGUGUGGACUAGAUGGGGACAAGGCACCAAAACGUCGAGGACCUAAGAAGAAGAAGAUGACAAAAGCCAGGAUCGAGCGUUUCCGUGCCCGUCGAGUCAAAGCUAAUGCCAGAGAGCGAACACGCAUGCACGGACUCAACGAUGCUCUGGACAACCUACGGCGAGUCAUGCCAUGUUACUCCAAGACACAGAAACUGUCCAAGAUCGAGACCUUGCGACUGGCGCGCAACUAUAUUUGGGCAUUAUCUGAGGUUCUUGAGAGUGGCCAGUCACCAGAGAGUCACGGUUUUCUGGAGAUGCUCUGCAAAGGGCUCUCUCAGCCAACCAGCAACCUGGUAGCUGGCUGCCUUCAGCUUGGACCUUCAUCCAUGCUGCUGGGUAAACUGGAUGAGAAUAAUGUACCCUUGGAAGCAGUGAGUGCUCAGCAGGCACAUGCUUUGAGCUUCCCAUCACCUGGUCUUCCUAGCCCUCCCUAUGGCUCAUUGGAGGCCUCUCACCUUCUUCAUCUGAAGGGGUUCAAAGGAGCGACAUAUGAGAAUCACUCACCCAAUGAGUGUAGCAAUGGUACGCCGCCUUACGACGGCCCUCUCACUCCACCUCUUAGCAUCAGCGGCAACUUCGCCCUCAAGCAAGAGCCUGACACUGAGAGGAACUACAAUCCACACAAUCCCGCACACCCUGCCCACUAUCUGUCUUCUCACCACUAUCCAGCAUCCUCUAUAACUGGAUUGCCUCAGGGCCAUGCACUGUUCCCCGGAUCCCGUUAUGAGCUACCUUUAGAUAUCGCUUUUGAGUCGUUUGCUGCACCACAUAUUGUAAGCUCACAAAUGGGCACCAUUUACAACGAAUGAACAGUUGUGGCUGUCACAGACCUCAGAACAUGCAUCCAGAAUUAAAACACAUGCAAGAGGCAGAUUGAAAACACACAAUUUAUACAGUGAGAAAACCGUAGCCUGCCUGAAACAGAAGCAUUGCAGAGAUACUUAUUUUGAUUAAUUUAUUCUUGCAUUUGUAAUCAAUGAUUUGGUUUAUGACUUCUUCUGGAUUUUCUUCUUUCAUACUUCCAUACUUUUUGACCUUAACUCCUCUCCCUAGAUAGAGAGGUCCUUUAUGCAUAUACUGUAAAAGCUAUAAACUCCUCUCCUCCAUACACUUCUAUUUUUCUAAAGCUUUUAUCUUUUACAUUCUGCUCAAAAUCCUAUUUUGAUAAACACCCUCUAAAAAGCAAUACAUUUUGCCAGAAAGACAUACAAAUGCAUUUAUUUAUAGCUGUAUUUAAUAUUUAUUUUGACUGUGUCAUUUUUAUAGAAACAGUCUGCACUGGGUUAUCAUUUUGUUAC